GGCUCAGCUCUGUUGGUAGAGCAUGGGACUCUUGAUCUUGGGGUUGUGAGUUCGAACCCCACGUUGGGUGUAGAGAUUACUUUAAAAAUAAAAUGUAAAAAAAUCAGCUAUAGUCUCUGCCCCAGAUAAAAAGGAAGAGACAGUAUUAAACACUUUAGACAUGCAGCGUGCUUUUUAUUUUGACACUUAACCUCAUAAAUCUGUUGCCAGAAUGGCUCUGUUUCUCUAAUGGGGGAACUGGAGCCUCAGAGAGAUGAAAUCACAUGGCUGGUGAUGAAUGAAUUUGGACACAAGUCUUUCUGACUCUGAAACUACACACAGUUGAGUUAGUGCCAAGUAUUUUGGUGGCUAGAUGAGUACUAAGACAGUUCAGAAAGAAUAAAAUUUUAUAAGGUACGAGUAGAGAUUUUGUGAGGGGAAUUUAGUUUGACCUUGGGUAGGAAGGAAAGACUUGGAAUUAGGAAUCCAUUUUUAUCAUCAAAAUGCCCUCAUCUGGGAGACCUCAAUACACAUUUGAGUUUGGGAGAGUUGCCAAGCCCCAUGUUUAAGGUUUGGGUUAGAAUUCUGGAGUUCCUAGUUUUACAUUGAGACACCAGACUUUAAAGUUCGUAAAGGUACGGGGCACCUGGCUGGCUCAGUUGGUAGAGCAUGUGGCUCUUGAUCUUGUGGUUGUGAAUUUGAAUCCUGCACUGGGUGUAGAGAUUACUUAAAUCUUUUUAAAAAGAUAAUAAUAAAGUUUGCAAAGGUGAUUUAGGAAUGUUUGCUACACCCCAUAUAGGUGUAUAUCUUUGCCUAGAAUGGGGCUAUAACUCGGAUUUGUUUUACUGAUACCGCAUUUUCUUCCCUCCCUACAAUUACGUUGUGGUAGGAAUUUGAGGUAGGGCAUCUUCAGGAAGAUGUGGACAUAGUUUUAUCCCUUCAACUUCAAGGUUGCAUCAAGUGGUUACUGAAUGACUGGAAAACCUAACCUCUGUCUGACUCAGCCUGGAAACUCCAGGCUUUGAUAAAAUGCUCAUUCUUUUACACAGUGUCCUUUAGGGGUAACCCUCUCGGGUCCCCUCCCUUCUCAGGAACUUUGUACUAUCACUUUGUAAUAACUCAAUAAACCUUGGUUUGCUGCCUACCAAAUUUUAUUAUUAUAAUAAUAAUAAAAAUAAACAAUGUCCUUUAGUUUGGGAAAUAACUCCUAACUAAAAGUAAUGAAAUAUUUGUAAGAAGAAAGGAAACGAUGAGGCUCAGGGAGAUUUUACAGGCCUGGGGGGUAGCUAGAGAGAAGAUGGCAGAUAUGAGAAAAACAUGUUCUAUUUAAAUUUCAGCUAGAAAACUUGGUAAAUGUUUGGCGCAGAGAAAAACUAGGUUUGUAGCCUGAAAUAAUCAUAUAAUAGUCCUGACAGGCUCUUUCUGCCUCAUUCCCCUUGAAAGGAGGAAAUUGAAAUUCAUACUUAUUCAAAAUAAUUGAUUCGCCAUCUUAAAGAGGUUUUUAAGAAGUCUUAAUUCUGGAUAGCCAGCUUCAGUAACAUAGUUUGCCGGCUGUUGGUUACUUGAACAUUCCCAAAAUAAAGGUAAAUGAAAAUAAGAUUGACUGUUUUUAGGUAGCAGUGGUCUUUCCUGAAAUUCUAUUAACUGUUUUUCCUGAAUUCAGAUAGGUCUGUUUAUCUAGGAGAGAUUAUUACUGUGUCAGUCUGUGUGUAUGUACACAUAUAUGUGUUGUACAGGUGCUUCCCUUCUCCCCGACCCUUUUAGAGUUGAUGGCUUUGUCCCUGAUUGUUCAGUAUAAUAGUUUGCAGAUUCACUAAGAGAGCCUGUGUAGUAAUGCUUGCUUUAUUUUUUUUUUCUCUUUCACUCUUGUUUUAUUUUUACUUUUUUUUCUUUGUGAUGUGACAUUUUCAGCUGAUGUAUUGAAAGCAAAUCCUUCUAAUUUGGGAGCCCAGAUCACAAGAAGAUUGAAAGAUCUUAAGCAGAGAGAGUUUGCUCGAAAUGUCUCUUCAAGAUCCCGUAAAGAUGAGAAGAAACAGGAAAAAGCCCUUCGGCGGCUCCAUGAAUUGGCAGAACAAAGGAAACAAGCUGAAUGUGCACCUGGAAGUGGUCCCAUGUUCAGACCAACCACGGUGGCUGUAGAUGAAGAAGGUGGAGAGGAUGAUAAAGAUGAAUCAGCUACAAACAGUGGCACAAGUGCUGCUGCCACUUGUGGCCUGGGAUCUGAAUUCUCCACAGAUAAAGGAGGCCCUUUCACUGCAGUACAAAUCACUAAUACCACUGGACUGGCACAGGCCCCUGGGUUAGCCUCCCAAGGCAUCAGCUUUGGCAUCAAGAAUAAUUUAGGGACUCCACUACAAAAAUUGGGAGUGUCAUUUUCCUUUGCCAAGAAGGCUCCUGUCAAACUCGAAUCAAUAGCAUCAGUUUUCAAGGACCAUGCAGAGGAAGGGACUUCUGAAGAUGGAACAAAAGCUGAUGAGAAGGGUUCUGACCAAGGACUGCAGAAGAUGGGAGACUCUGACGGUAACAGUAAUCUUGAUGGUAAAAAAGAAGAUGAAGACCCUCAGGAUGGAGGGUCCCUUGCCUCGACGUUAUCUAAGUUAAAAAGAAUGAAGCGAGAAGAAGGAGCUGGGGCUGCAGAGCCAGAGUAUUACCACUACAUUCCCCCAGCACACUGCAAAGUAAAACCAAAUUUCCCCUUCCUACUCUUUAUGAGAGCCAGUGAACAAAUGGAAGGUGAUAAUAGUAUACACCCAAAGAAUGCCCUAGAGAGCAAAAAAAGCAGUUCUCCCAAGCCUAAAGGCUGUAUCAAGGUCGCAGCAAGCCAAGGAGCAGAGAAGACAGUUGAUGAAGUCCCCGAGCAACAGACGGCAACCAGCAUCACAGAGCCCUCAGAGCCUGGAAGCAAAGCUGAGACAAAAAAGGCCUCGGGAGGGGAUGUAAGUGAGCAGAAUGUAGAGAGUCCAAGUCAGAAGGGUUCAGAGAACCAAAUAUGCGAGUCGAACCCUUCUAAAGAAACCUGUCAGAUCAUCGCAGCAGGGAAAGAAAGCCAGGAGGGACCCAAACAUCCUACUGGUCCCUUCUUUCCGGUUUUGAGCAAAGAUGAAAGCACUGCCCUCCAGUGGCCAUCAGAACUCUUAAUUUUUACCAAGGCAGAACCCUCCAUUUCAUACAGUUGUAACCCUUUAUACUUUGACUUUAAACUUUCAAGGAACAAAGAUGCCAGAACUAAAGGGACAGAAAAACCAAAGGAUGCAGGAGGCUCCUCAAAGGACCAUCUCCAAGGCCUUGAUGCUGGUGAGCCAAAUAAAACCAAGGAGGGGGGAGAGAAUGUAGAACAUUCCUCGGGAGGCAGAAUGGAUGCACCUGCUUCAGGGUCUGGCUGUAGCAGUCUGAAUAAGCAGGAACCUGGGGGAAGCCAUGGGUCAGAGACAGAGGACACAGGGAGGAGCCUUCCUAGCAAGAAAGAACGGUCUGGGAAGUCCCACCGACACAAAAAGAAAAAGAAGCACAAAAAGUCAAGCAAACACAAACGGAAACACAAGCCUGACCCAGAAGAGAAAAGCUCUAAGACAGAGUCUGGGGAAAAGUCUAAGAAGCGCAAGAAACGAAAACGAAAGAAGAAUAAGUCAUCAGCUCCGGCAGAUUCUGAACGGGGACCCAAACCAGAACCCCCUGGGAGUGGUAGCCCUGCACCGCCCAGACGACGGCGGCGAGCUCAAGACGCUUCCCAGCGGAGGCCCCUCCCAGCUGAAGAGGGGGGCAGUGGCAAAAAGGAUGAAGGUGGGGGUGGUGGCGACUCGCAGGAUCACGGUGGCCGGAAACACAGAGGUGAGCCUCUGACUGCAUCCUGCCAGCGAAGAGCUAGCGCCAAACGGAGCUGCCGGUCCGGCCACCGGAGUCGCCCCAGUAGUGGAGAUGAGGACAGUGAUGACGCUUCAUCGCACCGGCUACACCAAAAGUCUCCAUCCCAGUACAGCGAGGAGGAGGAAGAGGAGGAAGACUCAGGCAGUGAGCAUUCCCGUAGCCGCUCCCGGUCGGGCCGACACCAUUCCUCACACCGUUCUUCCCGGCGUUCUUACUCAAGUAGCUCAGAUGCUUCUUCAGACCAGAGCUGCUACAGUAGACAGCGCAGCUACUCUGAUGACAGCUACAGCGACUAUAGUGACCGAUCUCGAAGGCACUCCAAGCGCUCCCAUGACUCUGACGACUCCGACUACGCCAGCUCCAAGCACCGGUCCAAACGGCACAAAUACUCCUCUUCCGAUGAUGACUACAGCCUCAGUUGCAGCCCGUCCCGGAGCCGCUCUCGGAGUCACACCAGGGAGCGCUCGCGGUCCCGGGGCCGCAGCCGCAGCAGCAGCUGUAGCCGCAGCCGGAGCAAGCGGAGAAGCCGCAGCACCACGGCCCACAGCUGGCAGCGGAGCCGAAGCUACAGCCGUGACCGCAGCCGCAGCACCAGGAGCCCUUCCCAGAGAUCGGGUUCCAGGAAGGGGUCAUGGGGUCACGAAAGCCCCGAGGAAAGACGUUCUGGUCGUCGAGACUUCAUCCGCUCUAAAAUCUACCGCUCCCAGUCUCCCCACUAUUUUCGAUCAGGCCGGGGAGAAGGUCCCGGGAAGAAAGAAGAUGGCAGAGGAGACGAUGGCAAAGGGACAGGCCCACCGUCCCAGAACAGCAGUGUUGGUGCAGGAAGGGGGUUAGAAGGUGACUGUAGCCCCGAAGACAAGAACUCUGUCACUGCCAAGCUGCUGCUGGAGAAGAUCCAGUCAAGGAAAGUAGAGAGGAAACCUAGUGUGAGCGAGGAGGUGCUGGCCACCCCUAAUAAAGCCGGGCUCAAACUCAAGGACCCCCCACAAGGUUACUUUGGGCCCAAGCUCCCCCCGUCUCUUGGCAAUAAGCCUGUCCUUCCACUGAUAGGGAAGCUCCCAGCUACCCGAAAGCCCAACACCAAGAAAUGUGAAGAGUCUGGCUUAGAAAGAGGGGAAGAGCAAGAACAGUCAGAGACAGAAGAAGGGCCUCCAGGGGGUAGCGAUGCCCCAUUUGGACAUCAGUUCCCUUCAGAGGAAACAUCUGGCCCCUUAUCAGACCCACCCCCAGAAGAGCCAAAGUCUGAGGAAGCUACUGCUGAUCACCCUGUGGCUCCACUAGGCACCCCAGUGCACUCGGACUGCUAUUCCGGGGACCCCACCAUCUCCCAUAACUACCUCCCUGACCCCAGCGACGGGGACACCCUAGAGUCCUUGGAUAGUGGCAGUCAGCCAGGCCCUGUGGAAUCCAGCUUGCUGCCUAUAGCGCCAGACCUUGAGCACUUCCCCAGUUAUGCACCUCCCAGUGGGGAUCCUAGUAUUGAGUCGGCUGAUGGGGCUGAGGAUGCUUCUCUGGCCCCACUGGAGAGCCAGCCCAUCACUUUCACCCCCGAGGAGAUGGAGAAGUACAGCAAGCUCCAGCAAGCCGCACAGCAGCACAUCCAGCAGCAGCUUCUGGCUAAGCAAGUGAAGGCCUUCCCCGCCUCGGCUGCCCUGGCCCCAGCCACUCCGGCCCUGCAGCCCAUCCACAUCCAGCAGCCAGCCACAGCCUCUGCCACCUCCAUCACGACUGUCCAGCAUGCCAUCCUGCAGCAUCACGCGGCGGCAGCUGCUGCUGCCAUUGGAAUCCACCCCCACCCGCAUCCCCAGCCACUUGCCCAAGUACAUCAUAUUCCCCAGCCCCACCUAACCCCCAUUUCCUUGUCCCACCUCACUCACUCAAUCAUCCCUGGUCACCCUGCCACCUUUCUCACUAGCCAUCCCAUCCAUAUCAUUCCCGCCUCAGCCAUUCAUCCUGGGCCCUUCACCUUCCAUCCUGUCCCGCAUGCCGCCCUCUACCCUACCCUGCUUGCUCCACGGCCUGCUGCGGCAGCUGCCACCGCCCUCCAUCUUCACCCACUACUUCACCCCAUCUUCUCAGGUCAGGACCUGCAGCACCCGCCUAGCCAUGGCACAUGAGUUGUGGGAUGGGAGCCCAGGUAGGGCCAGGGAAGGUGACCCACGUAUCUUCCCUCGGGGGUGUUGAGCCAUUAAUACCAGCAAGUACCAGCUGGGAUGGGCAGUGUCUGACAGCCAAAGAAUCAAGUUUUGGCUUGCAGGGGUGGUUUUAGAUUUGAGGUUUGCUUUGGGUUUUACUAUCAGGGAUUUUUUUCCCCCUUCCCCCUUUCUGUUUGUCCCUUCCUCUCCUGUGUUUCCAAGCUAGGGAACACCAGUAAGUGCUCCUAACCCCUCUGCGGCAACAUCUCCAAACUGAAGUUUGGAUACUCUUCCCUCUACUUUUUAUCCUCUGCUCUUCCCUUCUAUAAAUUUUUAAACAUUCUCUUCCUCUCUGGCCGGCAGUUUGUCCAUCUGGUCCUGCCCACUCAGUGUCUUUGACCAUCCCUUGGUGACCUUGUGCUAUCCCGGGUGAGGUGGAAAGGGAGUCUGACCUGGAACCAGAUGCUACUCAGGCUGUUAUUCAAUCCACUUCCCACACAGAGAGCCACACUUUUGGCCCUGUUGUCCUCAUGUCCCUCAUCCCAGAAGAGAUACCUGCAUAUCCCAGAAAAAGAAGAUCCUAUCAUGAAUAGAAGCUGUGCGAAACAAAGUCGCCCGUGUGCUUCCCCAGAGAGGAGCUCAUGUGUCUGAAGGGUGUAUUUUCUUCUGUCAUGUUGAUGUUUCCUUCUUAAUUUAUAGGAUUUUUUUUAAAUGUAAAAAAUUGCACUGAACUCUAUAAACGUAAAUGCUGCUUUUUGUAGCUCAUAUUAAAAAAGGUUCCAUAUUUGUAGUAUACUGCAAUAAUAUUUUUUACAUCCAGCUCUUUAAGUGAUCCUUGUUCUGGUGGCUUUGUGUAAAUAUGUUUGCCCUAGUUGAAUUAAGAAACUUUAAAGGUUAUAAAAUGAAAACAAAAAAUAAAGUAUCUGUUUUCUGCUAGAUGCAAAAAUGACUAAGCAUGUAUAUUUUAUCAAGCUCAUGUAUUUUUUGAAGUUAUGAACUAUAAAAAUGUUAAAACAAAAAGAACAUUGUUUAACAUCUUUUGCUGGGAUGAAAUGUUUAGUUAAUUUGCAGUAAGUGGUGCCCCCAGCACUGGGAUUUUUGAACUAAUGGGCAGCAGCCAGCUGGGGGUGUCAGAGGGAUCCUCAGUUAGGACAUCUCCCUCGUGCUUUGCAGUUUUGUACAGAGAAACAGGAAGACCUACAGAGGAGGAAGGAGAGAUUCGAGGGCUUUACUCUCCGGAAGCAGUGAGAUUCAGAGUGAUUGUCCAGGGGGCGGUUUCCUGGGUUUCCUGGGUGCCUUGCUCCAGGCAGUCUGUUUGCCUUCCUAGUACUUAGCCCCCUCUGACAAUUUUUUUUUUUUUUAAUGUGCCUUUUGGGUUGGCUAGAAACUGAAGUAGAAGUAGACUUAAGGACGAUAGAGUUGAGAUAGUUUCUUCCUUCUCAUGUGGGGAGGCGAGCACAUUUAUAGAUACUGCAGAUUCUUUUGCUUCACAGUUUCCAUGCCUUCUGCCCAGCCUAGCUGAAGCAGUGAAGAUUUUUUUUUUUUCCUUCCAUGACACCUACCAGAGGAAGUACCACCUCAGUUCCUCUUCCUCCUCUUGCCUUUCACCUGGGCUCUCAGACCUAACACACCGACCCGUUUAUAUUGCGGGUCUCAUCUUCGGCGCAGUUAGCAGUUCCCUCCGUAUUCCUGUGGCUAGAAUUAGUUGGGUGGUCACUGGACAGGAAGAAGUAAACCCUGCUUACUUGGCCCGAGGCUCUGUGUUCUGCCUUUCUUCUCAGAUUCCCAAAAGAAAAAAGUUUUUGAGUUUAUGAGAAGCAAGUGCUGGGCAAACAAGGCUCAUGACUGAGCCUCCUGCCUAUGCAGGCUCCUCAUCCGAUCAGAAGCCUCACUCUUGAUAACUAGCACUGGAAAGAUGAAAUCACCUGUUCGAAGUGAAGGGACUCAUUUUUCUUUGCUUUCAGCCCAUGUAAAUAUUUAAAUACUACAGUAUUAACACUUUCGUGCUGCUUCCCAUUAGCUUGUAGAUGGAGCCAUACUCUGGCUGCCUCUCUCCCUUCCAGGGGGCAGUUUUCUGUAACUUUGAGAACAGUGAUUUUAAAACUUUAAAAAAAAAAAAAAAGAAAGAAAAAAUAACCUAUCCUUACUUACAAGCAUUACAGAUUGUAUUUAACUUUAUCACAUAUGAUAGAGAUAUAUAUGCUGUAAAAUUAGGGAAAGGAACUUUCUAAUAAACCAAUGAUUUGUGGAAACGUG
Messenger RNA from Mustela lutreola (European mink), 8234 nucleotides. RefSeq names its product G-patch domain containing 8 (gene GPATCH8). The record is from RefSeq and is a predicted model, not a curated record. Lineage: Eukaryota; Metazoa; Chordata; Mammalia; Carnivora; Mustelidae. The coding region runs from base 2091 to 5960 and encodes 1289 amino acids. Gene Ontology annotation, molecular function: nucleic acid binding. Gene Ontology annotation, cellular component: nucleus. The transcript has 3 exons.